GGUUAUCUAACUUUGACAUAAAUGGAUCACAAUUACAAGUAAAAAAUUUCCAAAUUAGUGAUACGAUGUUCCUCCGAUAUUUUAUUCUUUUUAUUCUGCUAAUUCAAAGUGGUUUAACCAACGAUUUUCACGAUCAGGCAGACAACGAAUUUGCCGAAUUCGAGGAUUUCGAAGUUGAAGAUGAUCAAGUUAUUUCUGAAGAAGUCCAAAGUGAAUCACAGGGACCUCCAGAGCAAGUGCCGGAGAAUGAAGACGAUCCGGAUAUGGUAGUCGAUGAUGACGAUUCGGAAUUCGAACAUUUCCAAGACGGUGAAGAAUUCGAAGGCUACGAAUUGAAAGAAGAAAAUGUCGAAUCAGAACCAAAAAUAACAAUUGCCAAAGUACCCCUUAACUUCCGCCAAAACUGGGACAGCUACUAUCUAGAAAUACUCAUGAUGGCCGGAUUGGUUGUAUAUUUCAUCAACUUUGCCACAGGAAAAAGCAAAAACAGUAAGAUAGCGAACACCUGGUUCAAUACUCAUAGGCAAUUGUUCGAAGAUAACUUUUCGUUGGUGGGGGACGAUGGGACUUUAGAUAGGAAUGAAAAUACCAGUUUAACCAAGGAGAGUGAGAAUAUCUUUACUUUGUGGUGCAGUGGAAGAACCUGCUGCGAAGGAAUGUUAGUGGAAUUAAAACUUAUUAAAAGACAGGAUUUGCUAGCCACGUUAUCCGGAAUGAUGCGGCCUACCAUGGACCAAAUCCACUUCACCAUACGUAUGAACAAAGAAGACAUGGAUAGCUUUGUGUUCUGCCUGGCUACCAAAAAAACAGCAACGAGUCUAGUCAAAGACAUGGCCGAUUUGAGCGUAUAUUGUCCCGAGCGUAAAUCGGGCGACAAAUUCAAUUUGCCAUCCAGUUUUAACGUGAUGAGCGAAAUCGGGGAAGCCGCUUCUGCCAUAUUGGAUCAUAAGGUGUCCACUGUAAUUAAUAAGUAUCCCGAGUACAUAGAUUAUAUCCACAUUUCCGAUCAAUAUUCUGGACUGAAACAGACUGAAGAGACCGGACUUUUGAAAUUGCCUGAUACUGAAAAAGCAAUUAUGUUCGGUUUUAAUAUACCCGUGAAAGGGAUGCCUCUUGAAGAGGCGUGUGCAAAAUUAACUCCAUUGAUGAACAUGGUUUUCUACACCAUAGAUAAGGUUAAACGAAUUAGACUGUCUAAAGAAGCCAAAUCCAAAGCUGACAAGAACCGUCAAAAAGUGGAAGAAGCCUUCCUGAAAUCCACCCACCAAGCUAGAGCUGAGGCGGCUGCAGCGAGAAAAGAAGAAAAAAGGCGUUUAGAAAAGGAAAAGAUCAUGGCUGAGGAGGAUCCAGAACGACAGAGACGUUGGGAACUUAAAGAAGAAAAGAGACAAGCUAAAAAGAGGGGGCCAAAGAUGAAGCAACUCAAAGUGAAAGCUUUGUAAGGAUCGAAUUUUGAUCUCUAUUUCUAUAAGUAGUUGUUUCUAGAAUAAUAAAGUGAUUUUGGUCAAGUAC
This is a messenger RNA of Diabrotica balteata, 1512 nucleotides long. Lineage: Eukaryota; Metazoa; Arthropoda; Insecta; Coleoptera; Chrysomelidae. The record is from the annotation of a GenBank genome assembly.